GGUUCGUGGCUUUCGCAGGCUGUUUGAUGUAUUCUAAAUCGACGACGGGGCGUUCGAAGAGCUUGCUUUCAGCGUUGUGCUUUCUGUUUUGGAAUUAUGUAGCGAUGUCAUUUUUCCUUUGGGGUUUGUCGGAUGUUGUUUCUAUUGUGUUGGGUUGCAUGCAUGUCUCCGACGGUUGGUACCUCGCGAUUCUCUCAUUCGAUUUUUUUGGUGUUUAAGAAUGGUCUCGUGGCCGUCCAAACGUGUCUGAUAUUCUCGUCCUUUCUGUUUUGGAUUAUGCCUUGGGUUCUUUUUUCUUUUCGUGUUUGUUUCUAUUGUAUUCAUCUUUUAUCGAUGUCGCCGAUAUCUAAAUCCAUUCAAUCAUCUGAUCAUCAGGCCCGAAGCUGUGAUGGGGAAGAAAAAAAGGUAAACUGGCACAGCACUCCCAUAUGCGCAUGUAUUGCACGUAGAGUGGAUUUCCUUCCGAGGGAGGAUCAAAUCAGGCAGAAAAACUACCAUUCAAGCCGCUGCCACUGCAGAUGUGCGGCGUGUGCUUGGCUAGGAAGACCAGACGGGGGAGCGACCUAGAGUAGAGUAUGUGCACACGGUCACAACUAAGCCCCCACACUGAUUCAAAUCUUGGAUUUAAGGCGGGGAUCCAUGAGGGUUAGGGUCGGGUAGACUUGUGCUCUGCUGUACUCGAGAACUUCGUCGAGACGAACUCCGGGAAGGCUGCAGCAAAGCUGGCAGGUACGUAGGUGCGUAGCAACCGUAAGGCGUUACGAACACCGCCGAAUAGGAGAGGUUGCAUGGUCU
Molecule: messenger RNA, 795 nt
Organism: Tricharina praecox
Lineage: Eukaryota; Fungi; Ascomycota; Pezizomycetes; Pezizales; Pyronemataceae
Exons: 1
Coding region: 133-567 (144 amino acids)
Source: RefSeq, a predicted model, not a curated record